AUGUACAUGAUGAGGAAAAAUGAGAUGAGAAUGAAUGAGACGGUGCAAAAUGGGACAAGGCGGAAACGAGAAGGAAUAAACAGGACGGGACAUAACGAGGCCAAAAUUAUACCCGACAAGGCAGAACGAGACGGGAAGAAGGAGGAAAUGGGAUGGGGCAAUACGAGACGGGAAAAAACAGAACGAGGACUGAACGGACGAGACAAAACGGGACAUGACGGAAAGAAACGGAAAGAACGGGAUGAGACUGGACAAAACGGGAUGGAACAGUCUCAGACAUGA
Messenger RNA from Microthlaspi erraticum, 282 nucleotides. Lineage: Eukaryota; Viridiplantae; Streptophyta; Magnoliopsida; Brassicales; Brassicaceae. The record is from the annotation of a GenBank genome assembly.